AUGGCUAGAUCUGACUUUGGAAGUGUUACGGGAUGGGUUAGUUCACGUGCAAUGACAUCAGGUGGAAGAUUACGUGUAACGGUCGAGAAAAAUGCUUUGUCUGGAGCUGGUGGACUCAUAUCAAAUACUAGAAUUCCAGAUGGUACUGCUUAUGAAUUAGGUUUCGAUAUUCAAUUUCACAGUCAAUUCGAUUGGAGUCGUGGUGGAAAGGUUGGUUUUGGUCUUGGUAUUGGAAAUGGUAAUACAGGAUGUAAUUUACCUACUGAUGGAGCAGGUGGUACUCUUCGUUUGAUGUGGUAUAAUAAUCCAAGUACAAAUCGAGUCUAUUUUCAUCCAUAUAUUUAUCAUCAAGGAAUGCCUGGUCCAUGUGGAAGCAAUUUUGGAAAAUCUUAUCCAACAUCAGGUAGUAUCGAAAAAGGUAGAACGUACAAAAUACAUAUGUAUGUUAAAUCUAAUACUGGCAAUAAUGCUAAUGGACAUGUUCAACUUAAAAUUGAUGGUCAAGCAGUAAUUGAUCAAAGUAUUCGUUGGACAACAAACGAUAGUAGACGAUUUAUCAAUAACUUAUCUUUUCAUACAUUUCGUGGUGGAAAAGCAGACGAAUGGAAAUCUGGUACUGACGGUUAUAUUUACUAUGAUAAUUUAUAUGUUCGACAAAUUAGUAAAUAA
Adineta steineri is the source of this 669-nucleotide messenger RNA. Lineage: Eukaryota; Metazoa; Rotifera; Eurotatoria; Adinetida; Adinetidae. The record is from the annotation of a GenBank genome assembly.